Molecule: messenger RNA, 3358 nt
Organism: Dryobates pubescens (Downy woodpecker)
Lineage: Eukaryota; Metazoa; Chordata; Aves; Piciformes; Picidae
Gene: CSGALNACT2
Product: chondroitin sulfate N-acetylgalactosaminyltransferase 2
Exons: 8
Coding region: 621-2246 (541 amino acids)
Cellular component (GO): Golgi cisterna membrane
Molecular function (GO): glucuronosyl-N-acetylgalactosaminyl-proteoglycan 4-beta-N-acetylgalactosaminyltransferase activity
Source: RefSeq, a predicted model, not a curated record
CACAGGAAGUGGGGCUGCGGCUCCGCGGCGGGGCCUGCCGGGUUCUGUUGUCAUUUUGCUGACUCGAACUGCAGAUUCCAAGGAAAGGAUGGGAAGUGGAAUAAAGUACUGAAGUGCCAGAGGAAAAGUUAGAUCAGCAAAUGAAAAUUACUGUUACUAAACUGUAGGCUCUUCUGAGUUCUGCAUACUAGGGGGAAAAAGUUGCUGUUGACUCAAAGCUUUUAAAAUUACUUUUCCAGACUUUCCUCACUGAACUUGAAAUAAGCUAAAACCCUUCAUCUAGGGUUAAGUUAGGAAACAGAAAUAUGACUCCUUGCUGGAUCCUCCUCCAUCUCUGCAGGGUGUUUUGUUUGGGGUAGGAAAUCCUGAAUAAAUUGUAUGGCAUCAAUCAAAUUUACAGUUGGUGGUUAUGGAUGACACAGGAACUUCAGAUUCAUCGCUCUGCAAUGGCACUUGUUUAAGGCAAAGGCUGAAAGCUGCUCAUCGACUACUUUAUCAAAACUUGUAGUAACUAUUGUGGCCACGUUUUCUCUCUAAGGUUUGAACUCCGGGGUGAUGUUGCCUGGAAGGCAUGAGCAGAUAAGUCAUCUUUUUGUAUUGGAACCGGAAAUAAUUUGAGAAUGCCCAGAAGAGGUUUAGUAAUUCAAGCCAGGACUCGCUGGCUGUUAGUGGGCCUUGCUUUACUAUUUAGUCUGGUCUUGCUCAUGUAUUUGCUUGAGUGUGCUCCACAGUCAGAUGGCAAUGGAUCUCUGCCUGGCAUUGUAGGUGAAAACAUGGGUAAAGAAUAUUAUCAAGCUCUCUUGCAGGAACAAGAAGAGCAUUAUCAAAAUCGAGCUACUAGUCUGAAACGUCAGAUUGCCCAGUUAAAGCAAGAACUUCAAGAAAUGAGUGAUAAAUUGAAAUCCCUACAGGAAAAAAAGACCCCCAAGGUUAAUAGUAUGAACUACCAGGGCACCAAAGAACAAGCAUCCAAUGAUCUCCUAGAAUUUCUUCAUUCCCAGAUUGACAAAGCUGAGGUGAGCGUGGGGGCCAAACUGCCUAGUGAAUAUGGUGUCAUUCCAUUUGAAAGCUUUACAUCCAUGAAAGUAUUCCAGUUGGAGAUGGGACUCACUCGGCAUCCAGAAGAGAAACCUGUUAGAAAGGAUAAACGAGAUGAAUUGGUGGAAGUUAUUGAGGCUGGCCUGGAGGUUAUCAAUAAUCCAGAUGAAGAAGAUGGACAAGAUGAAGAUGAUGGAGUAGGAGAGAGGCAUCUGUAUAAUGAAAAUGAUUUCAUAGAAGGUUACUAUCGUACAGAAAGAGAUAAGGGGACACAGUAUGAGCUGUUUUAUAAGAAGAUGGAUGGCAUGGAAUACAGACAUGUCACCUUGUUCCGACCUUUUGGACCCCUCAUGAAAGUGAAGAGUGAAACGGUCGAUAUUUCUAGAUCAAUCAUUAACAUAAUUGUCCCUCUUGCUGGAAGAACUGAGGCAUUUGCACAAUUUAUGCAAAACUUUAGGGAUGUGUGUAUUCAUCAGGAUAAACGUGUUCACCUCACAGUUGUAUAUUUUGGACAAAAUGGACUAUCUGAAGUAAGAAGCAUCUUAGAAUCUGUGGCUAGGGAAACUAACUUCCACAAUUACACAAUUGUCUCUCUGAAUGAGGAGUUUAACCGAGGACGGGGACUUGACAUGGGUGCCAGAGCCUGGGAAAAGGGCGAGGUGCUGAUGUUCUUCUGUGAUGUUGACGUUUAUUUCACAGCUGAAUUCCUCAACAGUUGUCGCUUGAAUGCUGAGCCUGGGAAAAAGGUUUUUUAUCCUGUGGUAUUCAGCCUUUAUAAUCCUGCUAUUGUCUAUGCCAACCAAGAAAUGCCACCCCCUGUGGAGCAACAAUUGGUGCACAAGAAGGAUUCUGGUUUCUGGCGGGAUUUUGGCUUUGGGAUGACUUGUCAAUAUCGGACAGACUUUCUGACUGUUGGAGGUUUUGACUUGGAAGUGAAAGGCUGGGGUGUCGAGGACGUUCACCUUUACAGAAAGUACUUGCACGGUGACCUUAUUGUGAUCAGGACACCAGUCCCUGGUCUCUUUCACCUUUGGCAUGAGAAACACUGUGCAGAUGAACUCACUCCAGAGCAGUAUCGUAUGUGUAUCCAGUCCAAAGCCAUGAACGAGGCCUCUCACUCGCACCUUGGAAUGCUGGUCUUCAGGGAGGAGAUCGAGACUCAUCUCCGUAAGCAGGCUUACAGGACUAACAGCGAAACAGUGGGUUAAAUGUCACUCCUGUGACACUUGAUGACUUCAAAUUCACAAUGAACCAGCAUCUUUUUACAGCCUUAAUUCAGCUUAAAAAUGCAGUGCCUCUCUUUUUCAGUGAAGAAGAGUUUAGAGGAUUUUUGGUUCUCGUAUUUGUUUUCAGAGUAAUUCUUUGACUGAUGCGUGAUUACCCUACCUAUCUUGCAAGUCCAAGCGCCUCAAAUAAAUUGGAAUGUGUGUGUAGUUGAAGAGAAAUGUCUUCAGUGGAAUGUACAACUCUACACUUUUCCACAUGGUACAUUUUAAUUCUUAUUUUUCAUUAUCUUAAGAACUAAAUAAUAUUUUGCGUUGUCUUGAGUAUUUUCACUCUGUGUGGAUUACUGCACUGUGUCUUUACACUCCAUUGUAGAAGGAAGAGAAAGGUGCAGAAAAAUCUCACUGUGAAAAGUAUCCAGGACACACUGAACAGUAACACCAGCUGUUCAGGUUCCUGAUUUCACAGCAGGGGCCUGGUGCUGCAUUUGCUGUAUUAACAGACAUUCACAUAUUUGAAUGUGGAAUAACUUAUGUGAAGGAGGGGGAAUGAAAAUCUUUGAGGGCAGUUUUAGAGCAUAUAAUGUAAUUUCACCCUGCAAAAGAGACCACCUUCUUGUCUCUGAUGGAUCAGACAAGUUGGGAACGUUCCACUUGGGUGUUUUGUGUGUCUGGUCUUUUCCUGCAGUAGACACCACAUCACAGAAUCUGAACUUCUAUCAAUUGAGUUAUGCCAUUAAGCUCAUUUGCUUAAAGAUUUUUGCCCCCAUUCCUCCUUAUUCCAAGGCCCUGUCUUUACAUCUUGUGCUUUUAAGUUGAGGAACCAUCUUUUCCCAUAUAAAUUUAUUGGAGGCCCAUUUGCUGUUAUGCCAAUAUUAUCCUUUUGCUUUCUUCUUCUUUCUGGCAUUUUCUUGACGUGUUUUCAGGAGGAAGUUGUAUACUUUUAGCUGUUUCAGUGACUAUAAAAGCAAGUGCUAUUACAGUCUUUAUUCAUACAAUGUUCUCCAUUUCACUGAUUUUCCUAGCAGCCUUAUUCUUCACUUACUCAGUUUGAAGGGGUUUUUGCUGGUUACUUGGAGUGGGGGGGAGGUGUCUCU